AUGGACGGGCACAUCUACGGCAGCCGCGUAACUGAGCUGGAUCCGGGUCAGUGCACGGAUGAAGCGCCCGAACACGAUCCUGAGGGGCCCAAAUACACCGCAAAUCAUGCAUCUGUGGAUGUCAUGGAUGUCGCAUUCAAAAAACUCGACCUCGCUCCUUCGGAAGCCCAGAUCGACUGUACUACUCCCAAGGAGAUUGGUUGUGAUCACAAUCGCAGUCUCGGAAACGAUUUCGAUUACGGUUUCCCCACGAGUACAGCCGAUGAGGAACAAUUUCGAAUGAAGCAAGAGGACGGACAUAGUAAUGAUGACGAUGAUGUAUGUCAGAGAUGCAAGUCCUUCCGUUGGGAUCAAAUCCCAUAUACGCAGUUACCUCAUGAGACUCUGCUUCUUAUCGACAUGACGAAGGCUCAGCUAGCAGCAUCGCACUGCCGCAUCUGUCGCUUUGUCGCGAAGAUCAUCGAAGCCCAGCACCUCCCAGAAGACAAACACUAUUCGCUGGUAGGAUUUAGAGUGGACUCCACCACCUCUAAUAAUUUCUGUUCAAACAUACCCAACAUUCAAGGAAAAGGAAACACAGGCCUUGCACAAAUUAAGCCUCAUGAUCCGGAGACUGGAGAACAAGUUUGGACAGCCUCUGAUGGAGAGUGGAGCCCGUUCCCACAUCUCGCAAUCACCGAUUUUUCACCGGAGGACAACUCGGUCGAGAAGCGUUCCUACAAGGCCAGCCACAUGAAACUCGAUCAGAUCAAAGGUUGGAUUGAAGACUGCCACAUAAAACACCGCGAAUGUUACAUUGGAGACGUCCAGCAUCUGCUGCAAAACUUGCGUCUGAUUGAUUGUGGUUCAAAGACUGUUGUGCCUGCGCCUGUGGGAUGCCAUUACGUGGCACUGUCUUAUGUUUGGGGACAGCACAACGAUGCUUUUGACGACUUGCAAAAUCCACCAAAGACUAUCGAAGACAGUAUCUAUAUCGCGCAAAUGCUAGGAUACCGGUACCUCUGGAUCGACAGAUUUGUGCGUACCUACCAUCUUUCAGUGCAUUCGUUGAGACUAACCAACCCAGUGUAUCGACCAGAAUGA
Alternaria ethzedia is the source of this 1083-nucleotide messenger RNA. RefSeq lists its product as uncharacterized. The record is from RefSeq and is a predicted model, not a curated record. Bases 1 to 1083 code for a protein of 360 amino acids. The transcript has a single exon. Lineage: Eukaryota; Fungi; Ascomycota; Dothideomycetes; Pleosporales; Pleosporaceae.